Molecule: messenger RNA, 1128 nt
Organism: Phycomyces blakesleeanus NRRL 1555(-)
Lineage: Eukaryota; Fungi; Mucoromycota; Mucoromycetes; Mucorales; Phycomycetaceae
Exons: 3
Coding region: 1-1128 (375 amino acids)
Source: RefSeq, a predicted model, not a curated record
AUGGCUUAUUAUUAUCCGACAGAAGACACGAUUACACAGCUUAUACAAGGAGCUACUACAUUUGCAGAUAACACAAACUCUAUACAAUAUCCGACGAAUGAUGUUUCAUCCACACAAGAAACGAUGGAGUUUAUCACUAAAAUAAGUGAAGGCGAGAAAGUAAACGAGGUAGACAAUACCAUGGGUCCAAUACUUAGUCAAUCAGACAACGCACAACCCGAGGAAUCUCAACUGUAUCAAGAAGUCCCACAAGAGAUCUCGUAUACACCCAUCGAGUACCCUUGGGAGAGUAAUAACGUAUUAGACUCAUUGAAUGAAGGCAAUAUACGCAAAUCGCUGACUGAAUACGAAGAAGUAUCAAGCUUGGUAUACCCUUCUUUGGGUAGUAUUGAACCUGAAGUAGGUGACCAAAAUCAGAAUUGGGCCUCAAAUACGGCAGAGCAGGAUACGUAUUAUCAGUCUUUCCCGCUCAAUAAUGCCGUCGAUACAAACACGGAUACUGAACCAGACAAUUCAUAUCAAUAUGAAGAGGAUGUUUAUGAAAUGCAGGCAGUUCAAAAUAGUUACUCUGAAAACACCAUUUUAAGUCAUGUAUCAUCCAUUAUCCCAAGUAUAUUAUCGUAUGACAGUACCAUAAAAUAUACGCCGGCAGAUAAUACUUUUACCCAACCCCAGUCUCAACCUCAACCUCUUCCGACAGAAAAAGUAGCAGCUGCUGCAAUACCAAUGAAACCAACAGCAGAAGAAGCAGUACAGCCGAAAGAAAUACCACAAAGGAAACCUGAAUCGCCUAUCAACAAAGAGUCUAAUAAUAUACAAUCACCCGCGCAGGAUCCUACAAAGAAUAAUAUCCCACCUCCUCGUCCACAACGUAAACCACUUACCACAGCCGAAAAUUCUUUACCACAGCCUGAUAAUAUACCACCUCCCGCGGCUGCGGCUCAGCAGCCGGAAGGGCACUAUCCUAUAAGCUUACCACCCGGAAGUGAUCUUGGCGCCCUGGGUCAAAUAGGCAUUUUUGAGUCUUCUUCACCUUCGCCCUCAGAAGGACUCCAGUCAAUCUUGUUUUGGGUCUGCAUUCUUAGUUUAUUCUUUACAUUAAAUAAUAAUGGAAGACACGGAAACUAA